AACAAACGUCAAAACUAUAGAAAUUUAGACACGUGCACGUUUCCUUGUACUUGCUUAAUUUGAUUGCAUUAUAAUAGUGUUUAGAUAAGUAAAUAUGGAAAAAGAUAUACCACCAGAUCUUGAAAAAUGGUUAAGAAAAUGCUUGAAAAAGGAAUUUGGGAGAAACAUACAAAAUGCCAUAGAUAAGGAGCAAGAACCCAGCGAUAUCGCUUACAAGCUCACGCGUUCGAAAGACAUGACUACUUUAUUGAAUUCUAUAAAGAACGUAAUUGCCGAACAAUAUAUAGCAAUAAAACCUUCAUCCGCGGCAUCACGAUCGCAAUCAUCGCUUUCUUUUGCCAGUGAUCUCACAGCAGACGAUUGGGCCUCUCCGCAAGGAAACGGUGAAGAAUACAGCUGUAUUAUCGAUAGGAUUAGUCACGAUAAACCAGUUCACGUGAGGCUGGCUGGCUACGAAAUCCUAUUAAAAAUUGAAUUGUCCAAUAUAAAUAACAAUUCACAAUGGGACGUUCUCCAAAAGGCUUUGUUGGAUGGUCUCACGGAUGAUAGCAGAGCGAUAUUCGAAGCUAGCAUGCAAGUACACGCUAAGUUAUUGAAUUAUCCGCAAUUGCAUAGCAUAUAUGGCAAUUUAUUAGGCGCGUUCAAUGCGCAAUAUCAUUCGCAGAAGAUGCGCGAAACUCUGCCUACUCUAAUCUCUGGAAUUAAUUUCAAAUUCUUCUUACACGAGAAACUAUUCUAUAUAAUGUAUCUAAUAAUUCAGUAUCAAAAACAAAUGUUAAAAAACACUAGGCACAGCGACAAGACCAUAGAAGAAAUCAUCGAACAAUUUAUAGUAUUUCUUAGUACGCAUAGCUUUGGCAAUAAAUUGCAGCCUAAAACCUUAAACAUACUAAAUAUCAUCUCGGUGUUGGAACCGCAGGCCAAAUGGAGUAAAAGAUGGCUUCAUAGUUUUUCUACCAGGAAAAUUUUCAUUGCCGCUUUGGCUAAAUCUCCGACGUUUCUGCAAAACGUUGUCGAAUGCGUCAAGAAUGGUCUGAAGGAAACACCUUAUUCUAUUUCCGCAUCUAUCGUGGAUGAGGGCAACGAGCUGUGUAUUUCCGGAAAUACGAUAGAAACUACAACUUAUCUGCAUUGUUUAGUUUUCAUUUCGCAGCUUUGUAGUUAUGAAGCAAGCAGAACAUUAUUCAUGGAGAAUUUACUGAAAACGCCUUUUGAUAUCGCUGAUUUUCUAAUAGAAUUGUUGAAUUCCUUAAACAAAUUAGCAGUGGAAGCGUCGAGUGGGGUUUACAAUACCUCCUGUAGUGCUUUGCAAAACGUACUCAAUGUAUCAGAAAUAUUGUACAAUGCUGAAUUUUAUCACGUCGCGUUAUGCCAUUUGAUGUCUCUUCCUGAAAAUGAUAUAAAAAUUUGGCCACACAUAUUGAACAUUAUCUCUCAUAUGGUAGAUACAGUCGACGGACCAGUAUUUUUAACUACGCAUUGUAAAGAACAUUCUGCAACAAAUUCUGAAAACACACCAUCAAAAUGCCCAGUUGCGAUAGUGAUGCAGUACGCAUCAAAUUUACUGAAACAACCGUUUUCUAUAAUGGAUACAGAAUGUAUUCUUAGAUCAUUUAGUUUGUUAGAGAAAUUAUUCGACAUUAUUUAUGACGUUUACGAAGCGGCACAGCAGCAGAUAGAAACGCAAUUUUAUCCAGCCGUUGCCAAUUUUUACAAAAAAUUAAACAAAUGCGGCGUCGAAAACGAGAAUAAAAUUCAGCAACUCGAUAGCGCUAUCAAAAAGGUUUUAUUAAAAAUAGUAUCGAUACCUCUUGGCUUGCAAGCGCUCGUCAAAGAAAAAUUGGUGUUUGAGGAACUGAUUCGCGGAUUAAUCGUUCCUCUAAGAGCAACCUGGAGUUCCACCGACAUAGUCAGCUUCAUCUCGUCUGCUGGUUAUUUCGAUCUGGGCUACAACGUGCUCGCGGAUCUCGGAUCUCACGUCUUAUCAACUUUACUAUCGCAAACGUGUGCAAAUGCAGAAGAUCCUAGGUGUUUUUACGACCCGUGGGACAAAGAAAAUAUCAACGAAUUUCUACAUAUACUUACAUUAUUUUCUCUUAAUUUUAAUUGUUUCGUCGCAUUUAUGACGAACGACAGUGAAUUAGACAACAACGAAGAAAAGGAUAAUCCUUCGAAUUUAUUUGAACUAUUCCAAGCUGCAUUAAAUGAAGAUUCUCGUUAUCAUCAUUUGGGUCUUCUAUCAUUGAAUGUAGUAAUUUGGAACAUAGACAUUUAUGUCUAUUUAAUAAAUUUGUUAAACUUUCAGAUAGCGUUGUUAAAUAUUCAGAAGGAGAGCACGAUAUUAAUUGAAGUUCGCAAUGAGCAAGAUGAUGAAAUUGACGAUUACGAGCAAACUAUGAUAGAGAAUGAUGAUAAUGAUAAGCCAGAACUAAUAAAAGAAUACAUAAUUGACAAUUCCAGUUUUUUACGACAUAAUAUUUUAUUGAAGUCGUAUUACAUGACAUACAAUAAAAAGCAACACAUAGUACCAUUGGAAGAAUAUGAACUUUUUUCGGAAUUUCCACCUCCUAACAUGUAUGCAGAUAUGAUAGAGUUUCAAGUUACGGAAUAUGAUUCAGAAUUAAAUGACAUGUUGCAAGAGGAGAGACCUGGAUUGUUAGAUAUUGGUUGGGUGUCGCAAGUUAGAACGGCUCAUAAAGCUUCGCGAUCUCCAAUGAAGAAUUCAGCAAUGACAAAUUUAUUAAACCAAAUGUACAAAGCCAUCCCAACUGCUGAAUGGGUAGAACAGUUUAAAUGGCAAGAGAAUAUAACAUAUGAUGCCGAUUAUUGGCUCCCGGAAGAUGUACACGCGAUUAAUGUUGCUCUGAAUUAUGCCGAACAAAGGCAGAUUUUAAAGAAUACUGACGAAAAUCAGAAAAAUUUGAAGCAAUUCAUUCAUUCUGCCUACAUAUUUAUACAAUACAAUAAACCGAACAGAUUCGAAGGUUUCGACUGGUUCUUAGCAACAGUGUUUAUUAUUUGUGAUGGAGAUUUAAACAAGUGUAAAACAUUUAUCAUGCAGUUAAUUCAAUUUCCAUCGACACUGCUUCUCUGGUCGAAAUUGGGCAGAGUUAUCGACGAAAGAAAUAACGAAAAUACUAGUUCACAAUUUACUUUUAUGCAAGUUUUAGAAGCCAUGGUUAAUAUCGAGCUUCCAAAUAUUAAAUAUGGAUUAAAGGAUGUUUGUGGUGUGAACUGGUGGAUGAUAUCCAAUAGAAUGAUAUCGCAAUGCUUCUGGGGCAUUCUUCCAUGGAGCGAAAUAGUUCAUUUUUUUGCAAUUUGUAUUUUGUAUCCUCCCGAUUAUAUGGUGUAUUAUUGCAUAUCUCUUUUGCAAUACUGCCAGGAUACUUUGUUGGAGGAUUUUACGAAUAAAAAAAUGUGGCCGGAAAAUAUGAUAUUGAAUGAAUAUCAUUGUCAUAAUUACAUUUCAUACAUGGAUAAUUUGGGGCAACGAUAUAGAAAUCGGGUUUUACCGGCAAUGACUAAAAAUUUGAAUUCAGAAGAUGAGAUAUAA
Camponotus floridanus (Florida carpenter ant) is the source of this 3553-nucleotide messenger RNA. RefSeq names its product protein broad-minded. The transcript is spliced from 8 exons. Lineage: Eukaryota; Metazoa; Arthropoda; Insecta; Hymenoptera; Formicidae. The record is from RefSeq and is a predicted model, not a curated record. The coding region runs from base 95 to 3553 and encodes 1152 amino acids.